Alosa sapidissima (American shad) is the source of this 4151-nucleotide messenger RNA. Its product is annotated as serine/threonine-protein kinase PAK 6. The transcript has 9 exons. The coding region runs from base 167 to 2632 and encodes 821 amino acids. The record is from RefSeq and is a predicted model, not a curated record. Gene Ontology annotation, biological process: intracellular signal transduction; protein phosphorylation; regulation of MAPK cascade. Gene Ontology annotation, molecular function: ATP binding; protein serine/threonine kinase activity. NCBI's taxonomy places the organism in Eukaryota, Metazoa, Chordata, Actinopteri, Clupeiformes, Clupeidae. Gene Ontology annotation, cellular component: cytoplasm.
GGCAAGGCGGCGAAGCUCUCUGUCAGGCUAGGAUAAACCCAAUCAAACCUGGAUGCUAGCACACCUCCAGCAUGGCUCACUCCCUUCCGUCAGCUGCCCAGUCGCCUUGCCAGGAGCCGGCCCCCACGCGGGGGCUACUAGCGGGCAGCUGCCGUAGCGGGCGUGGAUGUGGAAGCAUGCCGUGCCGAUCCCCCCCAACCAGAAGCCUCUGAGAUGGCCGAGCGCGGAGCGUCUGCCUGGAGGGAGCUACGCAUCAGGCUUUCCCGGGCAAGCGGCAGCCUGCAGUCCGCCCAAGCCUCUGCCUCCACCACCUCCUCCUCCACCUCCUCCGCCUGGGCUGCUGCUGCUGCUGCUGCCACCUCAGACUCACACUCAGCCUCCACUGCUGCUGCUGCUGCUGCUGCCUCUGCCUGAAAGCACAGCCCAGCCAGCCUUCCUCAUCUGCGAGUUUCCGUGUAUAGAGCUGACGAUGUUCCGCAAGAAGAAAAAGAAGAGACCGGAAAUAUCAGCGCCAAAGAACUUUGAGCACCGGGUCCACACGUCGUUCGAUGCCAAGCGUGGUUGCUUCGUGGGCCUGCCAACCCAAUGGCAGAGCAUCAUAGAGAACCUGCGCAGGCCCCGGCCCAUGGUGGACCCAUCCAGGAUAACGCCGGUGGAGCUCAAACCAAAGAAGACCAUAGUGCGUGGGAGUUUCAUUGGCCAUGGGGACUACAUCUCCGCCAUGCUGUCCGACAUGAGCCGCCUGUCGGUCAGCAGUUCCAACUCCCUGCGCAAGAGCAGCCCGUCGGCACGCAAGCGGGCGCAGUCGCUGGGCCGCCUGGGCGAGGAGCGCGAGGGCGAGCCCUACCAGUACGAGGACCUGGCGCUUGCUGACCCACACGGCGGCGAGUGCGCGGACAGCGGACAGGGGCGCUGGCGGGAACGCGAGCGGGCGCGGAUCGUGCACAGCGAGAGUGGCACGCCACACAUGGGCAUGAAGAAGAGCGUGACGCUGCAGCCCAAUGGAAUGCUGCCCCGCGCCAAGUCCACGCACGAGGUCAGCAUCACGUCACUGGAGGCCAUCGGGCCCCCGCCAUUCCCACCUCCGCUGCCCCCUCCGCCCAUCCCUGUGCCCUACCCUCCACCCAUGUACCUUUGUGGCGGCGGAGGCGGUGGCGAGAUGGGCAGCCCCACCGAGCGCCUGAUGGCACGGAGGGAUGUGGCACCACCGCCAUCCCGGCCACUGCCACCCCCAGGCCAGAGGCCCAUGUCGUGCUUCUACACCCCUGCCGGACAUGUCCAGCCACCGCCACCACCACUGCCACCACCAAUGGGGGAGCCUGGUGGACAUCCCCCUGAACGAUUCCUCAUCCACUCACAGAACAGCCCUGGGAGGCCGUACUCGUCCUACGACCUGAAGGCCGACGCUGUCUUUAGGCACCAGCCUGGUCUCUUCGCCAGCUGCACCAACAGCCCUAUGAUGAGCAGCGGCGCCCGUCCACCUCACCGGACCGUGCGCUCCUCGUCCAGCUACACCAUCGGCCUGUCACCCAACAUCAGCCUGCGGCCCGGCGGGCCCGAGCCCUACCUGCGCCACUCGGCCAGCACCAACCCAGGCUUCUACCCGCGGCAGGACAGUCCGUCCCAGCCUCGGCCCUCGCCCACGGGCUCGCUGGCCACCAGUCCGCCAGGCACCUGCUCGCCCGCCUUCCGGCCGCCCCAGCACCCGUCGCCACGGCCACCGCCUGACCCGCCCAAGGUGACCCACGAGCAGUUCAAGGCGGCACUGCAGAUGGUGGUGGACAAGGGCGACCCACGCUCCUACCUGGACAACUUUGUGAAGAUUGGCGAGGGCUCGACAGGGGUGGUGUGCAUCGCGUGUGAGAAGCACAGCGGCCGACAGGUGGCCGUCAAGAUGAUGGACCUGCGCAGGCAGCAGCGAAGGGAGCUGCUGUUUAAUGAGGUGGUGAUCAUGAGGGACUACCAGCACAAGAACGUGGUGGAGAUGUUCAAGAGCGCUCUGGUCGAGGAGGAGCUUUGGGUCAUCAUGGAGUACCUGCAGGGUGGAGCUCUGACCAACAUUGUCUCCGAGACCAGGCUGAGUGAGGAGCAGAUAGCCACAGUGUGCGAGGCGGUGCUGCAAGCCCUGGCCUAUCUGCACUCACAGGGCGUCAUCCACAGAGACAUCAAGAGUGACUCCAUCCUCCUCACACUGGACGGCAGGGUUAAGCUGUCAGACUUUGGGUUCUGUGCCCAGAUCAGUAAAGAUAUCCCUAAGAGGAAGUCUCUAGUGGGGACGCCCUACUGGAUGGCACCUGAGGUGAUCUCUAAAUCACCCUAUGGCACUGAGGUGGAUGUUUGGUCUCUGGGCAUCAUGGUGGUGGAGAUGGUGGACGGUGAGCCUCCAUACUUCAGCGAGACACCGGUGGCAGCCAUGAAGAGGCUACGGGAUGAGCCGGCUCCCACCGUACGCAACAUCAAUCAGAUCUCACCAGUUCUGAGGGACUUCCUGGACCGCAUGCUGACGCGGGACCCACUGGACCGGGCCACGGCCACGGACCUUCUGGAGCACCCAUUCCUGCUGAAGAGCAGCUCGCCGCAGUGCCUGGUCCCCCUGGUGGAGCAGUACCGCAAGCGCAUGUCCCGAUGCUGAGGCUGGAACACCCUCUUACACUACCCUCACAAUGUGCUGCUGGAGUCCUGUCAGACCCCCCUGCCUGCCUGCCACACACACACACACACACACACACACACACACUGCUCACCAGCCAGGCAUCCUCUGACAUGCCAAGUCAUCACGUCCGGCUCCACUGGCGAGUUUGUGCCCAUGUGGGAAUUCUAGGAUGGCAUCUUGCAGGGGGAGAGAAAAUGGUUCCCUGCAUGGUUCCGUGAAUGGGUCCCUCCUGGUUGGUUGAAGUACGGAGUAACCACAUCAGAGUUAUCCAAUGCAAUGACACGAGAGAAGGAAAGCACUUUAUGCGUCUGUGGGCUACGCUUCAGAGACAGUAAUUUUCCCUUGUAAUUGUGACAAGCGUAAGACCGAGGAGAACUUGAUUCCCAGACUGGUUCCUCACCAAGUGAACCUCUGUGGUGGUGGAAGGUCCCCCCUGGAAAUUCCUGAACUACUGAUCGGUCCAAACUUGUUUUGUUUUUUUAAAAGGGUUCUCUCUUUUCAAAUGCUCUACUGAGCCCCCAUUGUUCUUCAGUUGAUCAUGCUUUUUAGGCUGUUUUUUAUUUUAUUUCCAACUGCAAACUUUUUAAAGUGACUCUCGCUCUGCUCUGCCGUGGGUCAUGAAGAGCAGCGCUUUCCUUGUGUUCCUCUGAACACUGUGCGCUCGAUUGGGACUUCCUCUGCAUAUGAUAUGCAUGAUUAAAUCAGGGGCACAUUUAGCUUGAAUCUGAAUGCGCAUAAAAGCUUCCCAUGUUUUAAGAAAAAAAUGAUUAUGCUUUGUUGUCACCAACCAUAAUGGUGUUUUCAGCUGUGGUGACAGACUUUUUCAAAUGAGAUUACUGAGUUGAUAUUAUUGUUAGAAUUAUUCCCUAAAAGUGGUCCCUAUACUUUUCCAAAACAAGAUGUUUGUAAUAUGUGAUAUUUUAAAUAUGGCACUUUGAUCUCUCAGUGAUUUAAUUUUGAAAUUGUGACUCAAAAUCCUAGCUGAAGGUCAAGUGAUGUAUAUUUCAAAAUCAAUAUAAACCUGUAUGUGUCUGCAAGAUGGCUGUAGUCAAAUUAUGAGAUAACAAAAACCCAAUUUAUUAUCACUAUCACUAUUAUGUUAUUUUAAUUUAGUUUAAUUGGAAAGUGUGAGUGUUUACGUUGGGGAUGCAUUUUGUUAAUGUUGUUAGGUGAGCAUCCUAUCAGUGGUACUGUGAUAGCUUUUUUCCCAGGAUGUGUGUAUUGCUACUGGAACAACGACAAAAAAUACAUUGUGAGACUGUUUUCUGCAUUUGGUUUGCAUCUAGACAAAGCACACGGGCUUGGUACAUGAUUCUAAAGGACCUCACCAGCUGAGAUCACAGUGUUCAUCAUCUUGGUAUUCUUUUCAGAAUACAUUUCAUGGUUGUAUUUGUAUGUAGGUCAUUCAUGAAGAGAAAAGCAUUAUUUUAAUUUUGUAAAAAUGAAUAAAUUAUGCAUAUUGAAUAUUCAACAAGGGCUAUUUGGUAAGUAACUUAAU